UGAGGUUUGCUGUUUGACGCAUCCCAUAGUAUAAAGGAUGAAGAGCGGUGCGUCGAUGUAUUUAGUAAAACCGUCGUAUGAAUCGAGCUUUGCCCUGUGCAAAGCAUUCAGAGUUCAUGUGCGAAUGUUGUGAAUAUUGUGACAGUUAAUAUUAAUUUAUGUCUGAUUCGUGUUCUAUUGAUGGGAUACUUUGUUGUAAAAGGAAAGAUCCUGAAUGAAUCACAGCGAUCGGUGACCGUUGUGCUGUUCGACUCUUUAGAACGACUGAAUCACUUGGAUACACCGAUAUCAUCGUAUGACUAAUUGUAGCGUUUGCUGAAACCGUAUAUUCACGUUUAUCGUUACAUAGAGGAUAAAAAGCAUAAUCAAAUAGUGAAUACCCGUCUGACAAUGGAUGACAAUGCAAACUAUGCUUCGUCGACACCAGAUCAGUUCCGUGCAACAAAAGUGUGGAACACAAUCGUUGCAGCAGUUCGGGCUGAAAUGCCUGUCAGAAAGCGUCGAAAGGGCUUGAAAACAUUUGAUAAUUGCUUUUCGGGCAGUGAAGCAGUUUCUUGGACGUUGGAUUAUCUUAAACGAAACAGUGACUUACUUCUUUCUGCCGGCCAAAUAGUAAACCGAGAAAAAGUGGCGCUGCUAAUGCAGAAGUUCGUUGAGCAAAAGAUUAUUCAGGACGUUCGAGGUCGGAGCGUUACUUUCAAGGAUUCAAGUACCCAUCUCUACAUGUUCAAUAAAGAAAACAUGGCCCCAUUUAGUGGAUUAUCAAAUCCAUCUUGUACCGAUGCGGAUCCGAUACGGCGUUUUAGAAAUUCUAUCGGUGACUACACGAUAACAUUUCGACAGCCAAUUGCUGAUAGUGGCUCUACCGCGAAUGAUCACACUAACGGUGGUUGUAAUAGUCAACAUGACAGCUCUAAUGGAGUAAACGUAUCCUCUUCGUCUUCCGCUACCUCAUCAUCGUCAUCAACGCCAGCAGUCUACUCCCAUAUUGUCCAUCCUCGGCUUGUCACGCCACAUCGCCUUCAAUCCCAUCAUCAUCAGCAGCAGCAGCGGCAGCUUCACCACAAUCAACACCAGUAUCAAAAGCACUCGCAGAAUCCUGGCCGUCACUUAUUGUUACACGGUGGAUCAGCACCAACAUCCCUAGCGUCACCAGCUCUGUCACCCACCUCUUCCGCGUCCUCUAAGGAGCUUUUAUUUCUCUCAGACCUAUCAUCACUAUCCCGACAUUUGUUAUGGCGAAGAUUGCAACAGCUGUUUGCUUCUGGGGGACAGCAUAUUAUGCACAGCCACAUUACAUCAGGGACGGUCAAUGUACCUGGUCGUUUCAGGGCACAGACUGAUAUACUGAAAGCUUUUUCGUUACACAUCACAGAUUACCCAGCAGUCGAAGUGUGCCAUAACAUAUGUCAAGUCAGCGCUUCAGGCAUUGUCCUUCCGAGGAAAAAGGACGACGAUGUCCCUAUGUUGGUCAUGCAAGCUAUGAAAUGUUUAGCCAAGUGGCCAGAGUGGGCUCCGGACUACGCAAACUAUACAAACUUCCGUCGGGAGACGCUGAAACUUGUUCGGGAGCAUUUCUGCAAGCAAUUAAUAUUGCCCCGUACUCUGUAUGAGCUGUCGAUAGUGGCUUUUGCACCGCUUAUGUCAACUCUCCAAGAGCCUGAAAUGCCGGUCUCGCUUCAAUAUGAGACGGCAUUUGUUACGGCUAAUCCCGAAACGAAGAUUUUACCACGAACAGCGCUUAGAACCCCACUGCCACGUUUCGGGUCACAAACUCCAAGCACAAUGCCGCGACCCAUUCAGUAUCAAUGCGAGCGACUUGUACAAACCUGUGUUCGAGCAGCCAGCGUGCGACGAAUUGGUAGUUCGAUGGGUUGUUACGUUAAUUCAGCGUUUUCUGCUAGCUCAUCAAGCCUAAGCUCAGGCGUUAGCACCGUUUCGGAGGCUAAUGUACGAGCGUGUAGGGAGGUAGCUAAUAGCAAAGAGCUCGUAGUCCGCCAACUACAGCAUCUUUAUUUGGUGCUUUCCCCCAAAAACCGACGGGCACUCCACUUGCUAUUACGUUUUAUACAUAAAGUUGGUCAGAAUAAAUUACUGGUAAUUGACGAGAAACGUUCGAACCACGACGUGCUUGUCGAUGAAUUCAGCACGUGCUUGGUCGGCGCUCUUCGCACUAAUCUCGAGCAGACAGCCAUGUUCAUGACGUUUCUGGUCGAAAAUUGCGAUAUCAUUUUCACAGUUCCAGAGAGCCUACGCCAUGAGAUCGACGCCGCUAUUGUACAUCGCCCACAAUAACUGAAAUCAUUACAGUCUAACAAAAAAAUUUGAAUACGGUUAAUAGGUGCAAUAAAUGUAUUAAUGACCAUAAAGUGGCAAAUUGAAAUGACAUCGAGUGAUGUCCAUAUACCUCGGACAAACUGAUCACAAGCAACAAAUUUUAGAAUAUAUUUAAUAUAGUUAGUUUGAGCUAAGUAGGUGUUCGCAGAGAACUUCACGAGGUACUACUAUCUUUCAGAUAUAUUGCAAAUUAACCUCCUGGCGUGCAGUCUUGGUCCUAAUGACAUCUUGUCCGAUAGGUUAUCCUCAGUAUUAUGAUGACAAUGACAGGCUUCGUACCGAUGUGUGCAUCUUCGCGUGCGUCAUCGUGUACUCUUAUACCAUUUCCUAUGAAAUUUACGGCCUGCAAAGCUCCAUAGGCAGAAUUCUCAAGUGUAUCUAUGGGCUUCGUGACCGUCAUCGAUCGCCGUUUUCAUAUAGAAUGUUUUCAAAAUGACCAUUUCUUCUAUUAACAAGAACUUAGUCAUAUAUGCUAGUUAUAGUGGAGGUGCUCGCUGUAGCGGUUUGCCAUACAUUUACUCAUAGCCUCUGUGGACAUGGGUGCGUAGGAAGUGAUUAUACAACAGAAGGCUGUAUCAAAAGAUCCUACCCGUUUAUGACCACUAUAUAUCCAUCUUAGGCAUUGAAUCUGAACGCCUACGGUAUCCAGUCAUUUUUAUGGUGCCGUAUAAAAUUCAUUCUUAAUUUACGCAUUUUGAUUGUGUUGAACCCUCUCUAAUAAUUAUAGCUAAUUCUACUUUCUAAAUUAAUACUCAUUAUUCAGCUUAUUGAGAUAUUGUGUUAACACUAAGAUUAAGAAAACAAUAAAAUUAUGUGUAUACAAUAGGUGAGAGACAGUACGCUUAGAAUUCAAGUAUACAACAAGCCGCUGGCUACAUAUAUUGAUUCUCACAAUAUGAAACUAAGAACAUUCUAGUUAGAAUUAUGAAGCUCUGACUUACAAAAUUAAUCUAAGUAAAGUGUCAGGAAAAAUAAUUUUUCAAUUCAAAGUUGUAAUAAAUAUAAUUGU
Varroa destructor (honeybee mite) is the source of this 3346-nucleotide messenger RNA. RefSeq lists its product as uncharacterized. Gene Ontology annotation, biological process: intracellular signal transduction. NCBI's taxonomy places the organism in Eukaryota, Metazoa, Arthropoda, Arachnida, Mesostigmata, Varroidae. The record is from RefSeq and is a predicted model, not a curated record.